This is a messenger RNA of Anopheles darlingi, 6903 nucleotides long. RefSeq lists its product as uncharacterized. The record is from RefSeq and is a predicted model, not a curated record. Gene Ontology annotation, cellular component: cilium; cytoplasmic microtubule. Gene Ontology annotation, molecular function: microtubule binding. NCBI's taxonomy places the organism in Eukaryota, Metazoa, Arthropoda, Insecta, Diptera, Culicidae. Gene Ontology annotation, biological process: microtubule cytoskeleton organization. The transcript is spliced from 13 exons.
AUGUUUUUCCGGCGUGCAUUUGCGAAGGGCACCAGUGGUCAUUCAUCGAACGGUGCCAGCAGUUCUUCGGGAAGUGGUGGUGGUGGUGGUGGCGAAACCGGAGCCGCAAGGAUGUCGUCGAGUGUUCCGACGGAAUCACCGGCCCGCUAUCGGCGGGCACUGAACGUCGAGAAUAACCAUCGGGUGCUGUCGGUGUUGCAGCUGACUCCGCUCUGGGAGUACAUUAUACGCAACAAUGAGCUACCGGUGGGGUUGAACAUGAACGAGCUGUUUCGCGAGUUCCUGGAGCGGUUGCAUGAUCCCGAGUUUCAGGUCCGCCAGCACGCACUGCGCGUGCUGAUCGACGUGAUCAUUGUGCUGCGUGACGAAACGGACGUUUACUUUGCCCCGUUGCUGCCACCGAUCAUUGACAAUCUUGGCCAUCCUUCACCGGCCGUUCGGAAGGGUGCACUGGACGUGCUGAAGGUGUACAUCGCGCAAACCAAGCUACCGGAAACGGUGAUGCUCGAGAUCAUGAACUAUGGGAUGGAUCGCAAUCCGAAGGAUCCGCUCAGCAGUCGGUACAUCGUGGGUGUGAUGCUUGCGCUGCCCUCCCUCAUACAGCCCGCCAUUCUGACGGCCAAACGGACCUUCAUCUUGCGUGCGGUCAUCAAUGCGCUCGGCAGCAAAAUGGUACAAAUCACCUACCAGGAGAUAGCGUUGAAGAUUCUGCUGAAAAUCAAGAACACGAUCGGUUCGCGUGAGUUCUACGAGUGCAUUUCCGUGGCGUACCGGCGUGAUUUCGAUCUACUGUGCAACGUGUACGGGUUGCCCAAUCCUCCCAAGAGCCCACGGCGCGAUGUGACGUCGAUGACGCCGGUAGCGACCCCGUCAGCGGCUGAUGGUUCGAUUGUGAAAACGUGGAAACCCCACCUACCACCGGGUGUCGUUUCUCAGCCCCCGCAACAACCGCUCUCCCCGAAGGCACAACGCUGGAAAUCGGGUAGCCAAGGGGAUCUAUCACGCACAACGAUGUACGAACCGGCGGCUGUCGCCCUUACCGGACGUCCCGGGUUGACCCACGAUUAUGCCCUCACCAAAACGCCCACCGGGGCACCGAUGCUGAGGCGCGUUAGCCUCGAGAAAAUCGACGACUCAAAGGUUAUCCUCGAGACGGAGAUCAAGAUCAACAAGGAAUCGGUUACGAUGCGCAUCCUGGAGGCGCAGGAGGGGAACACCGAUCAAAACGGGAACUCCAACUCGUACAGCGAGGAAAGCGAUGAGGAUAAUGCCAACAAGCGGUUCGGUGUGGUGCGUGUACUGACCGACAGUGAGCUGGAGGAUAGUGUAACGGUGAAAUCGAUCGGUGGUACAUCGUCCACCUCCUACCACGAACCGCCGAUGCUCGGUGAUGAUGAUCCCGAUGAUCUGCCGCUCUCGUCCGACAUGGACUACGUACGGCGGACACCGCGACGUGUACGAUUUGGGGGGGAAAUUGUGAAAAUGCGUACCCCGGACAGUGACACCUUCGAUCAGAGUGAUCAGGACGCUCUCGGUGGUUCGCAGACAUCCAACUCGAGCAUGAUUACCUCACUGACCACGACGACAACGUCGGGGACGCCGGGAACGAACCACACGAUGCACGGUAGCAUGGCAACGCAACCAUCCUCGACCACACCGAGCUCGAUGCCAUCGUUGCGUUCCUCGCUGAAAUCCGCAUCAUCGAUCAGUGAGCGAACCGCAAGUGCGACCUCGAGGGCGGCCAUGAUGCGUCGACAGUACUCGCAAUCCGCUGACACGGAACGAUCGUAUCACUCCUCGCACGGUACCGGCAUGUUCCUCAGCUCAUCCGAGUACAGUAACACCGGGAAGGACCGGACGCACCUGGAAAUGGAGAAUGAUACAUCCUUUGUCAGCUCACUGCUGGAAGAUGGACAUGAUGUGUCCGAUAGGGAGGAUAGCAAUGAGCGGUUACCGAGUGACACUACGCCAGCCACGGAACCACCAUCGACAUCGAGCCGUCCAAAGUCAUCGCACACGGUGAGGUCAGCUAAACCACAGAACGCAGCCAGGACACCUUCAACACCACCACCACCUGCAGCACCACAAGCACCGGUGGCGGUUUCGGUUAAGACGGAGCAACCGGAAGUAACAGUGAAGCAACCGCAACACCCCGAAACACCCGACAAUCAUAGCCAGCCGGUGGUACCAGUGCCGGCGGAACCAGUACCGGAACCGCUGCCGAAUGCCAGCUCGCUUUUGGCCGAUAAGAUCGAAGAAGUGAAGCAAGCGAUCCAGGGCAUCGAGAACAAGAUUAACAAUGUCGUGCUGAAGAAGGCCGAGUCCGUGGACAUGGUGCCGGGUGGCCGGUCGGCCGCACAAACGGCACACAAACUGGAGCCAACGCUUUCGCUCGAGGUACUCCUGAAGACGACCAACGCGGACACGGCCGACAACUUGGAGCAGAGCCCGUUGCAGGAAGAGCAAAACCAAAAGGACUACACCAAGGAGCUGAACAUUGAGAUACCGAGGGAGGAGAAGCUUCAGAAUGCGCCCCCGUCACUGGGCAAAUCGCCAAGUAAGUCACCGAGAAAGUCUCCCAGCAAAUCGCCGGCCAAGGUCAAGUCAACGAAACCCGUACGAUCAGGCAUUCCCCGGCUCAACACUAUGCCAUCGCCCAAGACGAUGCGAAAGGCUGCACAGAGUGGGGCGAGCAGGGGAGGUGACACUAAGAACCAGCUUACACCUCACGCUCAUGAGAGCACGCUGUCCAGCGAGGAGCGGGGCCGUUCACGGUUACGUAGCCGUUCCGCGACGUCCAUUAACCUGAAGCCACGUAGUGUCUACGUGAGCCCUUCGUCCCUGAGUCCCGCACCGCAUAGUGGCAUCGAGAUCAUGCACAAUCUCCUGAGAAGCCCCUCUACGUCGCCACACAGAAGUCGACGGAAAACCGGCGGAUCGGCCAACAGUAACAAGUCCGGUGACAGGAUUAGCCGGACUGCAUCAGCAGGGAGUGAUACGAACAAUAACCAGCUAAUGAGCACGGACACCGGUGGUGGUGAUGGGCGUAGUGAUAAGUGUAUCAGCGUCAACGAGGAUGACAUCUAUGAUGUGUUCGGGAAAACGAUUGCAACGCAGACAUCGGUUGAUGAAAUUUCGGAUCCGUUUCUGCCCUUCAGUCGAACCCCUUCCUGGGUAACGGUUACGAACGAGGAACGUCAACGGUACUCCAACGGUACACACAAUGGCAACAUCAUCCUGGAGAUUUCGGCGCGAUCCGCUUCACCCAAACCGCAAGCAGCCGAUUCGCAGUCGAAGAUCAUCACCUCCUGGGAGGACUUGGGCAUCGUUGACCGGCUCACGCUGUUCCAGUUAAAAAGUGGCGAUUGGCGACAACGAUCACAAGGUUUCAAUAGCAUCGAGGAAGCCCUUAAAUCUUCCGACAACUUAGCGAAAGUGCAACCGUACCUCGAAUCCCUGCUGCGGACGCUGUUAUCGUCGGAACGGAAUCCUGAUGUCAUCGAUGAUAAGGUGCGGAUGCUAGUAAACCUGGUGUCCCGUUUACCGCUGGAGAACCUGGAAGACCGCGUUGGGCAAAUCAUGACCGGCCUAUGCCGACAGGGAGGUGCCGGUAGCAAUACCGUAGCGAAGGCACUGAUGCAACGCCUUCCUACCGCGGCCAUCGUACAGCGGCUCCUAUCGGAUGAGUUCCUGCAUGCCAAAAGCUCGAAGUUUCGCGAGAAUGUCCUGCAAACGGUCCUGUUUGCCUUAAUGACGUUUCCCAGCAGUUACUUUGACAUCAAAACCCUCAUUUCACGGGCAACGGAAGCUGCCCUGGAUAGCAAAAAGCGUUGCCGCCAUGCUGCACUGGACGUUUUGGCUGUGCUGGGACAAAUUAGUUCGCCUAAAUUGGUUCUAGACGUGGUCUGUUCCGCUGUCGGUAUUCGCCCUGAGGGUAAUCAUCUAAUCACGGCCGUCAAGGCAAGACUGGCCCGAAAGCAGCUUCCCUUUGUCGGUCCGGACGGGAGCGUCGAGUAUGCGGUCAAGGUUCCGUCCAAUCGAGCCAACGCAGUUAUCAUGUUCGGUGCCGACGUCGACUGGAUCGAGGCCGGCAGUGGAUCGGCUUCUCCAACAUUCCAUCGGCCCAGUGCCUCCGGUAGAAGCAAAUAUCCUAGCUUUCAGAUCGAAAACAAACCGUUAGACCAGUGAUGGUUUUAAUUGAUUUUUCUCAGGAAACCCAGCUUCAAAAUAUUUGAUGACGUUAAACAGCCGAUUGAAUCGUCUAAAGUUACAACCUCUGGAUGGACUUCCAAAAUACCGACCUCUUACUCGAAUAAUUACCUACCAACAAGCCAAGCCAAUGCUUCCCGAUCUUCUCUGUAUGGCAAUGGACAAGCUGCUCGCUCCGACAUGAUUCCAUCCAGCAUACCACAGAUGGUGAAUGGAAAAUACUCCCGAUACACUUCAAAGCUUCCUGAAAUGGAUCAAAGGUUCAUUUCUAAGACCAUGCUGAACAAAAACAUCAACCCGUAUGAGAUGAGAACACCGCGCGCCAAGCUGUACUCACGCAAUAGCGAUGGUUUCAUGAGCGAUACAAUCGCUAGUGCCAAUAAGCAAGUGCAUACGGAUGUACGACCCUCAACUGAUCCCAUUGUCGAGCAUGAUGGUUUACGGCAAUUGAAGGGUGGAAUGCGGUGCUACAAUCCUAACCAACUAUCAAGCAGCAGCAGCAGUACCGGGCAUUCCCAGUCCGAGGUGUCGGAUGAUAGGCAGAGUCUGUUCCGCAACCUUUCCCGAACUCAUCCCGACCUUGUGCAACUGUGCCAGUGGUGUAUCCGGUGGCGAAAGAGCAUGACAACGGAUGGGCAUGACCGCACGGAACCGGUAAAGUGCAGCGAGCUGACGGAAAUAACCAACGUGGUACCGUUUCCCUCCAAUACCGUGUUCGAGACACCUUUAAAGCAGUUUACCGCGCUUGACUGUGAUACGCAGGAGGAGGCAGUACCCUGUCCUGACAGCGAGGACUCCCAGAAAUCUGCGAACGGUCGCAGCACUUCAACGGUGGCCAGCGACGUUUUACUUGUUGUCGAUUACGGCACUGAAGUCAAACAACCAUCGAUGGCGCAUGUGCAGAAGCAGGAUGGAAUGAUGAUGGAUCAACGCUCCAACGGUAGCAGCUAUUCGCCCAGCAAAUCCUACAAUCACAGCGGCAACGGAAGUGCGAAUGCUGCUGGUGGUGGCGGUGGUGGUACCCCGCACCGAUCGCGUUUCCUUGAGGAUGGGCAACACCAACAGAUGCCCGGCGGUAUCAAUCAAGAGAGCUACAUCAUCCACCGCGACGAGCAGUACGAUAGCGAGCAGGACGAGAACUCCAGCAACGAUUCGACCUCCACGAGGAUUAUAUCGAACAGCGUUUUUAAUUUCAGCGCCGCACGCGAUAGGGAUCAGCAGCAACAGCAGCAGCAGCUCGCCAUCGCUUCUGCUGGUCAGUCCAGUCGUCCACCCUCAUCGCGGUCUGCCCUCUCGAGGCCACAAUCCGUCGCAAGCACACACAAGUCCUUGAGUUCCGGCACCCUUAACCGGCAGCAGCCGAAUGGGGAAGGGGGAAGACAUUCUCGUACCAGCAUUCGCUCUUACAGCAGCACCUCCAUCAUGAAGCAACGAUCGGAGGAUAACGUUUCGGUCCAUUCCCAUCGAUCCGGUACGUUUCACACGGAGAUUGAUGGUAUCAGCUCGAAUCAAGUUCAGUAUGAGUCUGAUUACGACGAGGAGGAUGUCACGCGAUCGAGGGUCGAAGAUAACAGCAACGAAGCGGCAGGCUCAAGGGGUGCAUCCCCGGCAAGACGCACCGGAACACCAAAGCGCUAUCCAACGCCCAGUCCGACGCCACUGCGCGGUUCUUAUGAUGAUGAACGGCAUGACGAUCAGGCAGAAGAAGGAUACGAAGAAGAGGAGGAUGAAGAGGAAGAGGACCCAAUGGAGAUGGCAAGGAUUCGGCCAAAGAGCCGUGUACAAUCAGCUAGCGAGGGGAAUCUGUUGGCACACAGUAUGGAGCUCGAGCACGAAAUGAUGCCACCACCGGCCGUCGUCGUCGCUCCGGAAAAGAAAAUCAUCCGUCGGCCGUUCCUGGAGCGACGUACCAGUAAGGUGGCGCCGGUCAAGGAAGUCGUAUCAGGAGUGAGGGCGAAAAGUAAAAUGAAUGAAGUAAUGUUCCAGAAGACGCUCCGCAAGUUCGACAAACCGAAGGAUGCGCUCAACAACUGUUUAACGCAUCUGGAGAGUCCUAACUGGGAGCAAAACAUUAGUGGGCUACAGUUUUUCGUUCGGCUUAUUCGGCACCACCCGGAAGUGAUCGAUCAGCAGAUCCACCUGCUGUCCGUGGCAUUGUCCAAGCAGGUGCGCAAUCUGCGCUCGCAGGUGGCACGCACGGCGUGCCAGGCAUCGGCCGAGUUCUUCUCCACCCAUCGGCGGUGCAUUGAAGGGGAGGCAGAGGAUAUCGCAACCCACUUGCUGCACCGGACGGCGGACACCAACAAAUUCCUGCGGGCCGAUGCAACGCAUGCGCUAGAAUCGAUGUGCGACAAUUUAUCGACGACCAAAGUGGUGCACAUCAUUUCGUUCAAGGGAGCCACGCAUCAAAACGCGGUCGUCCGGACGACGGCGGCCAAGCUGCUAGACAAGAUCGUGCGGCAAGUGGGCAGCGAAAAGGUGUUCACUCUACCGAAGGAGACGCGCGAUAAAUUGAUCCUCACGGGAGCGAAUCUUCUGCUCGAAGGUUCGCUUGAGACGCGAAACUACACUAAAAGUAUGUUCAAGCAAUUGUCCGACCAUCCUCACUACAACAAAGUAUUAUUGGAGGUGAUACCGCCGCGAACGUAUAGGAAUAUAGAGAAAUCCCUGAAUAGCAUACGGCAGAUGUCCUAA